Messenger RNA from Morus notabilis, 2901 nucleotides. Its product is annotated as midasin. Bases 34 to 2901 code for a protein of 955 amino acids. NCBI's taxonomy places the organism in Eukaryota, Viridiplantae, Streptophyta, Magnoliopsida, Rosales, Moraceae. The record is from RefSeq and is a predicted model, not a curated record. The transcript has 3 exons.
UUUGGGCGAUUGCUUUCUUCUUCCUCCUCUCAGAUGGUUAGGGGAGGGAAGGUCAGCUCCAAGCGUAAAUUUAGGAAAUGGGAUAGGUAUAAUGAUAAAGCUUCUGAUGAUUCAGACGAAGAUUAUGUAGUCUCUGAUGAAGAGAAUGAGGUCUCUGAUUACUCGGACGAGGAUUACUGUUCUUCUGUAGAUGGACAUGCAUCAGAAGAGAGUUUUGGUAGUUUUGUUGAGGAAGAGGAAGAGGAAGAGGAGGAGGAGGAGGGGACAAGGAAAAGGGUGAAGAAGGUCGGUAGAUCAAAACCCAAAAAGCGCGCGAGAAGGUUUAUUGUGGAAGAAGAGGAUGAGGAUGAGCAGGAGGAGGAGGAAGAAGUGGGGGAUGAGGAUCGUGAAGAAGAUGAGGUUGAAGAUGAAGAAAUGAAUGAGGUCAAGACGACAGCUAGAUCAAAAGUGCAGAUGGGUUUUUCAAGACCACAAAAGAAUGGGGUUAAACCAUCACAAAAGAGAAGAAUCAUGUUCAAAGAAGACGAAGUUGAUGAUGAUGAUGAUGAGUUCACGCCAAAUAAUGAUGAAGAAGAUGAGGUUGAAGAUGAAGAAAUGAAUGCGGUCAAGACAACAGCUAGAUCAAAAGUGCAGAGGGGUUUUUCAAGACCACAAAAGAAUGGGGUUAAACCAUCACAAAAGAGAAGAGUCACGUACAAAGAAGACGAAGUUGAUGAUGAUGAUGAUGAGUUCACACCAAAUAAUGAUGAAGAAAAUGAGGUUGAAGAUGAAGAAAUGAAUGAGGUCAAGACGACAGCUAGAUCAAAAGUGCAGAGGGGGUUUUCAAGGCCACAAAAGAAUGGGGUUAAACCAUCACAAAAGAGAAGAGUCACGUACAAAGAAGACGAAGUUGAUGAUGAUGACGAUGAGUUCACGCCAAAUAAUGAUGAAGAUGAAGAAGAUGAGGUUGAAGAUGAAGAAAUGAAUGAGGUCAAGACGACAGCUAGAUCAAAAGUGCAGAUGGGUUUUUCAAGACCACAAAAGAAUGGGGUUAAACCAUCACAAAAGAGAAGAAUCACGUUCAAAGAAGACGAAGUUGAUGAUGAUGAUGAUGAGUUCACGCCAAAUAAUGAUGAAGAAGAUGAGGUUGAAGAUGAAGAAAUGAAUGAAGUCAAGACGACAGCUAGAUCAAAAGUGCAGAGGGGUUUUUCAAGACCACAAAAGAAUGGGGUUAAACCAUCACAAAAGAGAAGAGUCACGUACAAAGAAGACGAAGUUGAUGGUGAUGAUGAUGAGUUCACGCCAAAUAAUGAUGAAGAAGAUGAGGUUGAAGAUGAAGAAAUGAAUGAGGUCAAGACGACAGCUAGAUCAAAAGUGCAGAGGGGUCUUUCAAGACCACAAAAGAAUGGGGUUAAACCAUCACAAAAGAGAAGAGUCACGUACAAAGAAGACGGAGUUGAUGAUGAUGAUGAUGAUGAGUUCACGCCAAAUAAUGAUGAAGAAGAUGAGGAAUUCAAACCAGAUGAUGAUGAUUGUUCGGAUGAAGAAGAAUCAAGGGCAAAAAAGAAGAAAAACAAUGCGAAAGCAGGCAAGCGGGUUUUGCAGAAAAAGGGUCCUGCAGGAGGCCGUAAAAGGAGAAGGAAAUCUAUGGCUUCAAAGAAGCCUUUAAGAAAGACACGUGGAUUCAGAAGGAAAGUAAGGUCUGAUGGUGAUGAUGAUGGUGAUUUCAUGGAUAAUGGCUUGGCUUUGAGAGACAAAGGUGAGAUGAGAAGGGCUUGGAAAAGGAGGCUGUAUACUGUGCCCUCAGAUUCAGAUUUUGCCUCGUCUGGAUCUUCUGAGUACAAGUACACCAUAUCCGAGGAAGAGAGAGAGCAAGUGAGAGAAGCUAGGGAGUACUGUGGAAAGCUGAAAACUAAUUUGAGAAGUUCAUCAGCGUCUAAUAAAAUUCAGGAGGAUGUGGUUUUGCAGCCAGAAAGAAAACCUACGGGGAGGAAGGGUAAGGAGAAGGUAGAGGAGGUAAAAGCUGAGGUUGUAAGGCAGGUCUGCGGGAUUUGUCUUUCUGAGGAAGAUAAAAGAAAAGUGAGGGGAACACUGAAUUGCUGCACUCAUUAUUUCUGUUUUCCCUGCAUCAUGGAAUGGGCAAAAGUGGAAUCACGUUGUCCUCUGUGCAAGCAGAGGUUUAACACAAUUAGUAAAACUGCAAGAAAUACAGCAGGAAUUGAUUUGAGGGAGAUGGCGAUACAAGUCCCUGAGCGUGAUCAGGUAUAUCAGCCAUCAGAGGAAGAACUCAGGAGCUAUAUUGAUCCUUAUGAGAACGUGAUUUGUACAGAAUGCCAUGAAGGUGGGGAUGAUGGCCUCAUGUUACUAUGCGAUCUUUGUGAUUCGCCCGCGCACACCUAUUGUGUUGGCCUUGGGCGAGAAGUACCUGAAGGUAAUUGGUAUUGUGACGGUUGUAGACCUGUUGCUACUGGAUCCUCAAGUUCCCCUGCUCAGACUCGUUUGUCUGACCAGAGAACAACAAGCAGCACCGUGUCUGAUAGAGCAUCAACCGUCACUAACUAUUUCAUUGAAGGUUUAGACCUUAAUUCAGUUUAUUCACAAGGAUUUGGGAGUCUUUCAUCUCCGAGGUAUCAUUUUGGAGGUUUUCAAGUGACCUCACCAUUACCUGGAGCCGGGGCACCAACACUAUUCGGGAGAAGGUUAAUACACCGCCAUAUCCAACAGCUCCUUUCUGUAAAUAGAAUGGGUCAUAUGGCUGACAGACAUGAGGGAAACUCAGGUGCUAAUUUGAUUAGUGAUCUGAAUUCUCCACUUGAUCAGGGGAGGGAAACACCACGUCAACGUGCAAGUACACAAGAAAUGGGAGUAGUUCAUGCUUUCUUUCGGGAAAGAUUACGUGAAAAUCUCUCAACACCAGUGUAA